Aplosporella prunicola CBS 121167 is the source of this 6997-nucleotide messenger RNA. RefSeq lists its product as uncharacterized. Gene Ontology annotation, molecular function: nucleic acid binding; ATP binding; ATP hydrolysis activity. The transcript has a single exon. The record is from RefSeq and is a predicted model, not a curated record. Gene Ontology annotation, cellular component: nucleus. Lineage: Eukaryota; Fungi; Ascomycota; Dothideomycetes; Botryosphaeriales; Aplosporellaceae. Bases 175 to 6846 code for a protein of 2223 amino acids.
CAACCCCAACCCCAACUCCCGUCACCGCUCGCGCCGACAGCUCCAUCGCCUGCUUGUUGCCGUCGCGCCUGCAGGCAAUGAGAUCUUCAUCAUAAUCCAACAACUCGACAACGGCCGUCGGAAGCUUUAACCCCACCUCGCCACGCCGGCUCGUCACCAUCACUCACAUCCAACAUGGCGGACAAGAAGGAGAACAACUUGGCGCAGUUCAAAUAUGCGGCCAUGUCUAACCUCGUCCUCCAGGCCGAUAGACGUUUCGUGUCGCGCCGUGGAGAUGACGCGACAGGCGAUCCUGAAUCGCUGGCUGGCCGUUUGAACAUUCGCGACAUGGGCUCGAGGACUGCGCGCGAGACUGCGCCAGUACAGAAGAAGAAGCCGAAGGGACCUGCGGAUCUCGAGCGUGGCAGUAUUCACGAGGGAGAGGACGUAUUAGAGCGGGAGCAGAAGAAGAGGAAGCGUGGCGAGCCUACCCAGCUGCGUGGAACGGGCAUCCUGUCGCAAGCGGACCUACUUGUGGAAGACCUAAGGUAUCGGCCGAGGACUCCCGCGACGCGCGCUACCUAUGAACUCAUCACGACGAUAGUCGGCCGACACCUUGGCGACGUCCCCAACCACGUAACACGAAGCGCAGCAGAUGCAGUAUUGGAAUACCUGAAGGAUGAGAAUCUUAAGGAUUUUGAUAGGAAGAAGGAGGUGGAUGACAUUCUCGGUGUGACGAUGGGCGCGAAGGAAUUCAAUGAGCUCGUCAAUCUGGGCAAAAAAAUUACCGACUACGACACCCAAGACGAUGAGGAAAUGGAGGACGCAGCGGAAGGUGCUGCAGGCGCCGAGCUAGACGAGCGGCAGGGUGUUGCCGUCGUGUUCGAUGAGGAUGAUGAAGAUGAGGAUGCGGCUCAGACUUUUGAGGUCCGAGACGAGGAUGAUACUUCAGAUGAAGAAGGCGACGACUUUGCUGAGCGGGAGGGUGCCGAGGAGGCUACGGCUGCUGGCGGCGGGGCCCUACCUGAGCAAGACGGCGACAAGCUGGAUGAGGAUGGGGAAAUGAUUAUUGAUUCUGGACUGGACGGCUCUGCGGCGGCAGCGAAGAAAGGUGAAGAGAAGACUAUUCCAGCACACGAGAUUGAUGCCUUCUGGUUGCAGCGUCAAAUUGGACGCAUCUAUGAGGACGCCCACAUCCAACAGGAAAAAACUCAGGAAGCCCUGCGGAUUCUUUCUGGCGAGUCUGAAGACGAAGAGGAGAAGCCAUUGCGCGAGAUUGAGAACGAUCUUAUGGAGCUCUUUGACUAUGAGCACCACGAACUAGUAGCCAAGCUGGUUCUCAAUCGAGACAAGGUGGUCUGGGUCACAAGAUGGCGGAGAGUUGAAGACGACGCGACUGCCAGGACAGCUGUCGAAAGGGAAAUGAUCGCUUCUGGUCAUCGAAGCAUCUUGAAUGAGCUCAGGACGAGAGAAGAGGCUCCCGCCGAGGCUCCCGCAGCGAAAAAGAUGAAGGUGGAUCUUAUGGAUAUCGAUGUGCCUUCCGCAAAGGACACCGGUGCGACUGAUGGUGCAAAGGAGGGUGGCUUAGUUGGAGGCCUACAACCAAAACGCCUCAUUAACUUGGAAAAUCUCGUCUUCGAUCAGGGCAACCAUCUUAUGACCAACCCUAACGUCAAGCUUCCCCAGGGUUCCACGAAACGGACUUUCAAGGGAUAUGAGGAAAUUCAUGUUCCAGCACCUAAGCCAAAGAGAGACCCCAACGAUCCUCCGGAUAUGCCUGUUACCGAAAUGCCCGAAUGGGCUAGGGUAGGGUUCGGCACGUCUAAGAACCUUAACCGCAUUCAAACUCGCUGUUUCCCCACAGCCUUCAACGAUGAUGGUAACAUGCUCAUCUGCGCACCCACUGGUUCCGGCAAGACAAACGUUGCGAUGUUGACGAUGCUUCGGGAGAUUGGCAAGCACAGGAACCCAGAGACUGGCGAAAUCAACUUGGACGAGUUUAAGAUAAUUUAUAUCGCUCCGCUCAAGGCCCUGGUGCAGGAACAAGUCGGAAACUUUGGCAAGAGACUUGAGCCAUAUGGCAUCCGGGUUUCCGAACUUACUGGAGACCGCCAGCUCACCAAACAGCAGAUUGCCGAUACCCAGGUCAUCGUGACUACCCCUGAAAAGUGGGACGUCAUCACGCGCAAGGCUACGGAUACCAGCUACACCAACCUUGUUCGCCUGAUCUGCAUUGACGAAAUCCAUCUGCUCCACGACGACCGAGGCCCCGUCCUAGAGAGCAUCGUGAGUAGGACAAUUCGCCGUAUGGAGCAAACGGGUGACCCAGUCCGCAUCAUCGGCCUCAGCGCUACGCUUCCAAAUUACCGCGAUGUUGCUAGCUUUUUGCGCGUCGACCCGAUCACGGGACUGUUCCAUUUCGAUGGGACGUUCAGGCCUUGUCCGCUCAAGCAGGAGUUCAUCGGAGUCACCGACAAGAAAGCCAUUAAACAGCUGAAGGCCAUGAAUGAUGUUUGCUAUACCAAGGUCUUGGAGCAGGUUGGUCAGCACGACAACCAAAUGCUGAUUUUCGUUCAUUCACGGAAAGAAACGGCGAAGACUGCCAAGUACAUCCGUGACAAGGCGCUAGAGCUCGAGACUAUUGGCCAAAUCUUGCGGAGUGACGCCGCCAGCCGAGAGAUUCUUCGCAGCGAAGCUGACGGUGUUACAAACGCCGAACUCAAGGAUGUAAUGCCCUACGGUUUCGGCAUCCACCACGCCGGUAUGAGCCGUGCAGACCGUACUUCCGUCGAGGACCUCUUCGCCGAUGGCUCUCUUCGAGUCCUAGUCUGUACUGCCACGUUGGCCUGGGGUGUUAACCUUCCCGCUCACACUGUCAUCAUCAAAGGUACUCAGAUUUACUCUCCCGAAAAGGGUAGCUGGGUCGAGCUUAGCCCUCAAGACGUUCUCCAAAUGCUUGGCCGCGCAGGUCGUCCCCAGUACGACACAUAUGGCGAGGGUAUCAUCAUUACCACUCAAUCAGAGAUGCAGUAUUACCUCUCUCUCAUGAACCAGCAACUCCCCAUUGAAUCGCAGUUUAUGAGCAGGCUCGCAGACAACCUGAAUGCUGAAAUCGUUCUUGGAAAUGUCCGCAGUCGCGAUGAGGGUGUGGAAUGGCUUGGCUACACGUAUCUGUACGUCCGUAUGUUGCGUUCUCCUGGCCUCUACAGCGUCGGGGCCGAGUAUGAAGAGGACGAGGCUUUGGAACAGAAGCGCGUCGACCUCAUUCACUCAGCCGCCACAGUCUUGGAGAGAUCGAACCUCGUCAAGUACGACAAGAAGAUCGGCAAGCUGCAGGCUACUGAGCUCGGUCGUGUUGCCUCGCACUACUACAUUACCCACAACUCUAUGCUCACGUACAACACACAUAUCCAGCCAUCCAUUUCCACCAUCGAACUUUUCCGCGUCUUCGCUCUCAGCGAUGAGUUCAAGUACAUCCCUGUCCGCCAGGAUGAAAAGCUCGAGCUUGCGAAAUUGCUCGGUCGUGUCCCUAUCCCUGUCAAGGAAAGCAUCGAAGAGCCCCAUGCGAAGAUUAAUGUUCUCUUGCAGGCAUACAUUUCUCGUCUCAAGCUUGAGGGUUUGGCUCUUAUGGCUGAUCUUGUGUAUGUCACUCAGUCUGCUGGUCGUAUCCUCAGGGCGAUCUUUGAGAUUGCUUUGAAAAAGGGCUGGGCUUCGGUUGCCAAGACAGCACUGGACUUGUGUAAGAUGGCUGAGAAACGCAUGUGGCCUACCAUGACACCUUUACGCCAGUUUCCUACCUGUCCUCGUGACAUUGUGCAGAAAGCAGAGCGCAUCGAUGUCCCUUGGUCCAGUUACUUUGACCUUGAUCCUCCCCACAUGGGCGAACUCAUGGGUUUGCCUCGUGCAGGAAGGACUGUCUGUUCGUUGGUUGAGAAGUUUCCUCGCCUGGAGAUCCAGCCUAAUUUCCAGCCAAUGACUCGUUCUAUGCUUCGCUUUGAACUCACGAUCACACCCAACUUCGUGUGGGAUGAGAUGCUACAUGGGAACGCGGAGAGUUUCUGGAUCAUGGUCGAAGACUGCGACGGAGAGGAAAUUCUCUUCCACGACCAGUUUUUGCUCCGCCGUGAGUAUGCUCAGUCCGAGCCGGCCGACCACUUGGUCGAAUUCACCGUUCCCAUUACCGAGCCAAUGCCACCCCACUACUUCAUCACAGUGGUGUCGGAUAGGUGGAUGCACUCUGAGACUAAGACAGCCGUCUCUCUCCAAACACUUAUCCUUCCCGAAAAAUUCCCGCCUCACACCCAACUCCUCGACUUGCAGCCGUUGCCUGUCGCUGCGCUUAAGAGGCAAGACUAUGUCGACCUGUAUCCGAAUUGGACGCGGUUCAACAAGGUCCAGACACAGACGUUCAAUGCGCUCUAUCAGACUGAUGACAACGUCUUCGUUGGCGCAUCCACUGGUAUGGGCAAAACUAUUUGCGCCGAGUUUGCCCUCCUGCGUCAUUGGGCGAAGGGUGAGAGCGGACGGGCUGUCUAUGUUGCACCCUUCCAAGAGCUUGUGAACAUUAAGCUCAAGGAGUGGCAGCAGCGUUUAGCCAAGACCGCUGGCGGCAAGGAAAUCGUCAAGCUUACUGGUGAUACAACUUCGGAUCUCAGGCUGCUCGAGGCUGGUGAUCUUAUCCUUGCUACCCCUACCCAGUGGGAUGUCAUCUCACGGCAAUGGCAGCGUCGCAAGAAUGUGCAAAGCGUCAAACUCUUCAUCGCCGACGACUUACAUAUGCUUGGAGGUGUAAGCGGACACAUAUACGAGACCAUUGUGUCUCGCAUGCACGCCAUGACCCUUCAACUUGAGUCUGAAAUGCGCAUCGUCGGCCUCAGCGUCUCACUUUCUAAUGCUCGCGAUAUCGGGGAGUGGAUUGGGGCCACCAAGCACACCAUCUUCAACUUCAGCCCUCAUGUCCGCGCUGUGCCGCUCGAACUGCACAUCCAGUCGUUUACAAUUCCCCACUUCCCCUCCCUCAUGCUUGCUAUGGCGAAGCCGGCCUAUCAAGCCGUUUUACAGAUGUCGCCGGACAAGCCAGCUAUAAUUUUCGUCCCAAGCAGAAAGCAGGUCAGAGCAACCGCUUUGGACUUGCUUGCCGCCUGUGUGGCGGACGAUGAUGAGGACCGCUUCCUGCACGCAUCGAUUGAAGACAUGCAGCCUGUGCUGGAGAGGAUCAACGAACCAGCUCUUGCAGAAUCUCUCUCCCACGGUAUUGGAUAUUUCCACGAGGCCUUGGGUGCAUUUGACAAGAGGGCUGUUGAGCACUUCUUCCGCGUAGGCGCCAUUCAGGUGCUCCUGGUCUCUCGUGACUGCUGCUGGGAAAUUAACGCAAAUGCCCAUCUUGUCAUUGUUAUGAACACACAGUUCUUUGAGGGUAGGGAGCACAGAUACAUCGACUAUCCCAUUAGCGAGGUUCUGCAGAUGUUCGGUAAGUCAGGAAGAGCUGGCCAAGACAAGAGCAGCAAGGGUCUUCUCAUGCUGCCUGCCGUCAAGCGUGACUACUACAAGAAGUUCCUCAAUGAGGCCCUUCCGAUCGAGAGUCACCUUCAUCACUACCUUCAGGACGCUUUCGUCUCGGAGAUCAGCACGCGCAUGAUCUCCUCCACACAGGAUGCCGUUGAUUGGUCCACAUACACCUACUUCUACCGCCGUUUGUUGGCAAACCCAAGCUACUACGGUCUAACAGAUACUUCGCACGAGGGUUUGAGCGCUCAUCUGUCUGAACUAGUGGAGACAGCCUUGAAGGAACUUGUGGAUGCCAAGAUUAUCGAGCUGGACGAAGAGGAUGAUAGCAUCACCCCUCUCAACCCUGCCAUGAUCGCGGCCUACUACAACAUCUCCCACCUUACCAUUCAGACCUUCCUGCUUUCCCUGAAUAGCCGUACGAAGCUCAAGGCUAUCCUGGAAAUCAUCACCUCGGCCGCCGAAUUCGAAGAUAUCCAAAUCCGCCGUCAUGAGGACCACGUUCUUCGGCGCAUUUACGACCGCCUGCCUGUCAAGAUGGCGGAGUCCAACUUCGAAUCGCCGCAUUUCAAAGCGUUCAUCCUUCUGCAGGCACACUUCUCGCGCAUGCAGCUCCCCGUCGAUCUCGUCAAGGACCAGGAGCUGAUCCUCAAGAAGGCCCUCAACCUCUUGAGCGCCUGUGUCGAUGUCCUAUCUUCGGAAGGUCAUCUCAACGCGACGAACGCCAUGGAGAUAUCUCAGAUGGUCGUGCAGGCCAUGUGGGACCGCGACUCGCCGCUCAAGCAGAUCCCGCACUUCGACGACAAGCUCGUCUCCGAAGCCAACGCCAUCGGCGUCAACGAGGUUCCCGAGUUCAUCGACGCCAUGGACCCGGACGCGCCAAACAACAAGGAGCUCGUCAAGCGGCUCGGCUUCGGCGGCGCGCAGAUGCAGGACGCGGCCAAGUUCGUCAACGAAUACUACCCCGACCUGUCCAUCGACUUCGAGGUUGAGGACCCCGACGAGAUUGCUUCGGGCAGCCCGGCGUACCUCAACGUCACUGUUACGCGGGAGAUUGACGAGGACGAGACGCCCAACACGGACGUGCAUGCGCCCUUCUUCCCGGCGGACAAGACGGAGAACUGGUGGCUGGUGGUUGGCGAGGAAAGCACCAGGAACCUGCUCGCCAUCAAGAGGGUUACGGUUGGCAGGGAGCUCAAGACGAAGCUCGAGUAUGUGGUGCCGACGCCUGGUGAGCAUGAGUUGACGCUCUUCCUCAUAAGCGACUCCUACUUGGGUGUGGAUCAGGCGCCGACUUUCACUGUCACGGCGGCUGAGGGUAUGGAGGAAGAUGAAGAAGAAGAGGAAGAUGAAGAAGAGUAAAUGGAUAGGGGAAGAAGGCUUGGGAUAAGUCGGGUUGAACUUCACGUAAUCUGAAUGCUCCAGAAGGCACCUCGGGGCGUUGUAGGCACAUUGGAAGGGUUGAUGUAGUAUCUUUGAAUUGACUUUAAGCAAGAAAGAGAUGACUGUCCUC